AUGUUUGGAGCUUGGGUGUUGUCCUAUAUGACAUGCUGUGUGGCUACCUCCCGUUCGAUGGUGACAACUUUGUGGAGCUCCAUGAACAAAUCACUAAAGGACAUUAUGACACUCCUGACUGGCUGUCUCCUGGUUCUGUACUGCUGAUUAAGGAAAUGCUGCAGGUGGUUCCAGAGCGGCGCAUAAAGGUGGAGCAUCUGCUGGAUCAUGAGUGGGUAAUGAAGGGGUACAGCAGCCCUGUGGAAUGGCACAGCACAUGCCAGCUGGAUCAUCUAGAUGAGGAGAGCAUCACCGAGAUGGCUGUGAUGUUCAGACAGUCCAACCAAAGCACCAAGCAGCUGGUGUCUGAGUGGAAGUUUGAUCAGACCACACGUAUCUUUUGCUCUUGAGAAGGAAGCAGCGCAGUAGUCCAGUGUGUAGCUGAGCGGAUGUGUAAGAAAUCCAGCAGGAGACGUCGUCGGCGCAUCAAGGAAGGACGAUGGUGGAGCCGUCCAAUCAGGACACGUUACAUCUCAAUUUCACAUUUCAGUGAUUGUUGCAGAUGUUUCUCUCUAACCCAUCCGCUCUCUCUCUCUUCUUUUACCAGAACGAUGCAUUUUGGGUAUCUGUGUGUGACUGGUUAGAGGAACUCCACUGAGGUGCCGCCCUUGUUGAUUCACACAGCUGUAUGAGAAGUGUAGAACAUGGAUGACCAGGAUCAACAAGCAUCAAAAUCUUAUAACAUUAAAUAAUAAAUAAAUAAACUUACUGAAUAUA
Molecule: messenger RNA, 756 nt
Organism: Trichomycterus rosablanca
Lineage: Eukaryota; Metazoa; Chordata; Actinopteri; Siluriformes; Trichomycteridae
Product: maternal embryonic leucine zipper kinase-like
Exons: 6
Coding region: 33-389 (118 amino acids)
Biological process (GO): intracellular signal transduction
Cellular component (GO): cytoplasm
Molecular function (GO): protein serine/threonine kinase activity
Source: RefSeq, a predicted model, not a curated record